AUGGUCAAUUUCGGGCAAGUCCUAAAGGAGAUCGGGGAGUUUGGUUUAUUUCAGAAGCUUUUACUCCUUGCAUUAUGCAUCCCCAACUUUUUUUUAGCUUUCGACGUGAUUGGUCAGGUAUUCACGGACAUGAGCUUCCCACAUCACUGUGACACUGACUGGAUUUUGUCCCGUGGCCCCAACUUAACCUAUGAGAGGCAGAAAAAUCUCACCCUCCCUGUGAACAAGGAUGGAGAGUUUGAAAGCUGUUUAAUGUUCGUACCUGUGGAUUUGGAUUUGGAAACCAUUGAAUCGUAUGGGAUCAACAGCAGCACAAAGUGUGUAGAUGGAUGGGCCUACGAGGCCCCCGAGGGCGCAACCAGCAUUGUAACAGAGUUUGAUCUGGUGUGUGACAGAAGUGGUUUUCGGGAAGCAGCACAGGCCAUCUACAUGACAGGUCUUCUGGUUGGAUCGCUGAUGUUUGGGCCAAUGGCUGACAGGUUUGGCCGGCGCUUUGUCCUCCUGCUAUCAAUCCUCCUGCUUCUGUUGUUUGGUGUGGGUGCUGCUUUCUCACCCAACAUCUAUGUUUACAUGGUUGUCAAAUUUAUAAGUGCCACCUCUGUUUCUGGGAUUUCAAUGAACCUGUUUGUGAUAGGGGCCGAGUGGACUGAUAGCUCGAGGGUUGCUCUCUUCUCCUUUAUGGUAUUCAUUUCCUUCCCUGUUGGAUUGAUGAUACUGUCAGGCCUUGCCUAUUUGAUCCGCAACUGGAGGAUCCUGAAGCUGGUCUUCUUCAGCCCUCUACUUCCGGUCCUGGUGAUCCUCUACUGGCUUCUCCCAGAGUCAGCUCGCUGGCUAAUGACCCAGGGCAGGAAGGAGGACUUGCAAAAGGAGAUCAGGAGAGCAGCCAGGAUUAAUGGGAAGAAGGUCCCAGAAGCUGUGCUAGAACAGCUGCAGGUUGAGAGUGCACCCAAAAAAGGAAGCAUGUUGGACAUCUUCAGGAUACCAUAUUUACGAAAAUGUACUCUCAUAAUGAGCUGUCUCUGGUUCGGGACAAAUGUGGUGUACUACGGACUGAGCCUGAAUGUUGGUGACUUUGGCCUGGAUAUCUACCUCACACAGUUCAUCUUUGGCGUUGUAGAAAUGUCUUCAUACCUGGUCAGCUUGGCUUCAAUUCAGCAUUUUGGGAGGAGAAUAUAUCAAGCAGGAGUCUUACUGAUUUCAGGCUGUGCUUGCCUUGUGAUCCCUGCCAUUCCUAAGGACCUUCCUGUAGUGGUAACAAUCAUAGCAGUUCUGGGAAAGUUUGCUUCCAGUGCCUCUUACGCCACAAUCUGUGUUUAUACUGCAGAACUGUAUCCUACCGUUCUAAGACAAAAUGGUAUUGGUCUAAACUUCAUGUGUGGUCGUGUGGCUGGCAUCCUCGCCCCUCUGAUCUUGCUUCUUGAGGUCUACCAUCACUCCAUCCCCAUGGUGUUAUUUGGCAUCCUCCCCUUGAUUGCUGGGUGUCUCUGCUUUUUUCUACCUGAGACCCUCCAUGCUGGACUUCAGGACCACGUUGAGCCCAUGAAAUGAGAGAGUGGGAAUACUGAGACGCUAUUCUGCGAUGAAAAGAAGAAAUCAGCGAUGACUUUACACUUGUUAUUCAUACUGAAAUCAUAAUGUGAGUUUUGGGACUUUUAUCAUUGUCCAUCCAAAGUUUCCAUAAAGUAUAAAUGCUUUUAUUCAGUAUCAGGGACAAAUGCCAGAGACUGCAAUAUGUUUGAAAUUAAACUGAUGGAGUUUUAUUAUUUGUAAUUCAUCAGUGUUCAGUUUGUUACUGUAGUCGUAGUUAGUACAGUAGUAUGGUGCAAAGCAUCAACAGAAUCAUUUUUUACUUGUAAAUUAUUGAAUAAAAUUGUUGGUUUUUGCAUUCAGUCUUUUUUUUUCUUUUACAAAAGUUUCUGAUGACCUGAA
This is a messenger RNA of Myripristis murdjan (pinecone soldierfish), 1929 nucleotides long. RefSeq names its product solute carrier family 22 member 13-like. NCBI's taxonomy places the organism in Eukaryota, Metazoa, Chordata, Actinopteri, Holocentriformes, Holocentridae. Bases 1 to 1548 code for a protein of 515 amino acids. Gene Ontology annotation, cellular component: membrane. The transcript is spliced from 10 exons. The record is from RefSeq and is a predicted model, not a curated record. Gene Ontology annotation, molecular function: transmembrane transporter activity. Gene Ontology annotation, biological process: transmembrane transport.